Messenger RNA from Leptosomus discolor (cuckoo roller), 1566 nucleotides. The record is from RefSeq and is a predicted model, not a curated record. Lineage: Eukaryota; Metazoa; Chordata; Aves; Leptosomiformes; Leptosomidae.
GGUCCCUUGCAUCCUCCAUUACAGCCUCAGCCACAGCCUCAGCCUCAGCAGCACCAUCACCAGCAGCAGCAACACCAUCACCAGCAGCAGCAGCAGCAACACCACCAUCAUCUCCAAGGGCCACCGCAGCCCUUGAUGCCCAUGAACCAGCCACAGUUCAGGCCUCAUAUGCAGGCCACGCAGCAGCAGCCAAAUAACAACAGGAUGCAGUGUCAGCCGCGACAGGGUCCAAUGAAGCCAAGGCAUAAUACACCAUCACAGAAUAUUGUCAAGCGUUCAAAUCAGCAGCUACAGUCAACUGCUCCAAGAAACAGUAACUUGCGUGAAUUGCCAAUAGCACCAUCACAUGCUAUGGAAAUGAACAACAACAGGCGAACCUCUACCCCAGCUGCUCAGGUCAAACCCAUUACCAGCACGAUGUCUGCCACCAAGUCCGUACCUGGUGUUGGAAACUCACAGGGAAGGCCUGAGAUGAAAGCUAGAGCAAUCACACCAGUGGGCCAAGCAAAAUCAGAAGUGAAAUCUGAACCAGAGUACCCAGACGAAGAUGAAGAAACUAGAUUAUAUCGUUUGAAGAUAGAAGAGCAGAAGCGUCUAAGAGAAGAAAUUCUGAAACAAAAGGAGCUGAGACGGCAGCAGCAGGCUGGUGCUAGAAAGAGAGAAUUGCUUGAAAGACUCGCACAGCAGCAGCAGCAGCAGCAACCUACGCAACAGUCCUACAUGCAGCAGGAGGACGACUCCUCCGAGUUCCCCACCAAUGGCAGCCCUUACAUACCCCACUCCGGCUUACAGACCAGGCAAAAUGUGAAAAACAGACUCCUUGUUAAAAAGCAAGAUACGGUAGUUCCAAAUAUCCAACCCAAACCCACAGAUUUCCCACAGGUCGGGGCGAAUGUGCAGUAUCAAGGACAGCAGAUUAAGCCAGUGAAGCAGCUGAGGCAGACGAGAACAGUCCCUCUGAGUCAGCCUCAGGCGCCACAGAAAGUGUUACAGACAAAGCCUGCUGGAGCAUCACUGCCCACGACACCGACUGCUCGAGUGGCUUCGGUACAAGCAAGGCCCCAGGAACUGAAACCUGGCGUGAAAAGGACUGUCAUGCACCGGACAAACAGUGGUAGUGGAGAUGGGUCCCAUGUCGGCAGCAAAGUCAGGGUGAUUAAGUUGUCAGGAGGGCAGGGGGGAGAGGAUGCUGGCUUUUUUCACCCAGAGGGCCAGCCCCAGCGGCCUCAACAACCCCCGGAGCCGAAACAGCAGCCAGUGCGGAAGGUCACAUUGACAAAGGGAAUGCAACAGCAGCAGCACCAACAGCAGGCACAGAUCCAUUCACCAGCUCCUCAAGGAGUCAAAAACAUCCAGGGAAUCCAUCAACCUAAAAAGGUCAUUAUGCACGGCAGAGGCAGAGGAGUAGCAGGCCAGAUGGGCCGAGGACGCUUGAUGCCAAAUAAACAGAACCUGCGAGUGGUGGAGUGCAAACCUCAGCCCUGUAUUGUGUCAGUUGAAGGGCUUUCUUCAUCAACUACUGAUGUCCAACUGAAAAACCUGCUGAUGUCAGUGGGACCCAUUCAG